CAGAGUUGUGAAGUGGGAGGGAGAACGGUCUUACGCGAAACUUCUUCCCCGCCCAGUCCCAUAGGAUUCAACAACAUCCGGGCUGUGGGCGUUUUAACUUAGAUGAUUAACUCCACAACUAUCUUAUCAGCCUUCUUCCCGCUACAAAACAGCCGAAAGGCGCACGGUGCGCCAGGUACUAGGGCGCACAGGUUGGAAACGCAGCGCCAGUGCGGCACAGGGCAGCAGCACAAGACGGGGUCUACAGGCAACGUACAGCAGCUGGACAAGGAGAUAAGCUACGUAGUGAUGACUUCCCUGCAAACGAUCCUGCUUCUGACUUUGGUUUGUUCUGUAAUGUUCAUUUCCACGAGCCACGGAUUGUACCAUUUCCGGCCAGAGGACAGACGCGAUGAGACCCUGAGUGAUGAGAUCCCAGCGUAUGACGGCUUGUCUGACUGGGAUGAAAUGUUGUUGGAGAAAGAAAGACCAGAGCGGGACUCGACAGACUGGCUCACGCGGCUUUCAGACAACAGUCCUCCUCCGCUCAACCUGAAGGACCUGGUGGUGGGGAAGUCACGAAGGUUCUGGAAUACCCCGAUGGGCUCCAACAACAAGGGACAGCCGAUGGCCCUCAACCUGCAGACUAACUCCGGCAGACUGCCGCUGGGCGACUUGAUGAAGUCAAAAGGACCCAUGGGCCCGCUGACAUGGCUGACUGGUGGCAGUUCCAGGCCGAUGCCCGUGGGGAAGCUAUUAAAGGGAUUCAAAUGAGACCAUCUGACCGAUCGAAAGUGCAACUAAGCAGCCCACCAACCACAGAUUGCCUUGCAUCGCAGGAGACUCUACAUGCCGUAGAUGUAAUGUUACACCAGACUGGAGGACCCGCAACAGACCAUUUAAACUACUUCCUAAUAUAGACUCAUUCGAAAGUAACACCUCUUGUGAUCAUAGAUAUCGCGUUUAUAGCAGUACGACAGAGUUGUAACCAAAAAGAAUUUUGAUUUAGGAUACAGUUUGGUGAAGUUGAAACCAUCAAAGAUCAAACAUCUCGACUUGUGUUUUAAAAACCACUACAGUUCUUUACAUGUCGUCAUUGCAAGGGUCAAAAUCGUAAAUUUAAAGAAACCGCACUUGUAGUAUUAAUCGUGUUGUCGUUUUUCAUUGAAAACUUGACGCAUGACAAAUUCAAUCACAUGGGCCUGAAAUGAAUACAUAUAAGAAAGAAUAACAUUUGCGACGUCUCAACGUAACUUCCUUGGGGGCGUAAUAAAGCCAUUUAAACAUAGUCAGACAUGUUUGAUUAAAGGUGAUUGUGCAUCACACAACAUCAGAAAAAAUGUAUUCUCGUACAUAUUUCUGAUGUUUUUUGCCUAUUGAAUAGAUUAAAGCACAGGUAAUGGUAUAUGCGGGGGGAAGAAUGAUCAUAUCAUCUUGUGGUUCGUAUUUGUGAUGAUUCCCAAGAGUCCCAACUGUACGACGAUUUUGACAUUCUAAAUGAGACAUUUCCUAAAAAAAACACAGUAGCCAUGGGACUUUUGAUGAAUCAAGACUGAAACCAGUACUACUACUGUGCUUGAGCAAAGGCACUACCAGUCUAUAGGUUUGGUAUCCACAUAAAUGAAUAUGAGUUCUGUAGAUCGUAAUGUGUCGAAGAUUUGUUCAAAGACAGAUUUAUAUUGAUUAUUAGCCGGAAACAUACCAACUUGAAGUUAGAGUACAUCAGCGUGAAAAAGAUGGCACAGUGCGAUUGUAAAUGUAACUAUAGAAUGUAUAUGACACGAUAUGAUGCAAAAUAAAGAAGAUAUAAAUGAAGGAGAGCGGAGAUCUAGCCGUCCAUUUUGGGAUGAUAUGCUGGAAAUCUCAUACCGGACAUUGUGUUAAGAUGCUUUUCAGACUUUCCUCGUGUGUUUACAUGUCUUAUACAUGUAGGUAGUAGGAUUCGGUGCUUGGUGGGUCAUGUGACUGCAUAACACAUAUGUACAACUCAAUAACACAAUAAAGCAUUGCCGAACAUCUA
This is a messenger RNA of Branchiostoma floridae (Florida lancelet), 1999 nucleotides long. RefSeq lists its product as uncharacterized. The record is from RefSeq and is a predicted model, not a curated record. Bases 103 to 753 code for a protein of 216 amino acids. Lineage: Eukaryota; Metazoa; Chordata; Leptocardii; Amphioxiformes; Branchiostomatidae. The transcript is spliced from 6 exons.